ACAUGUGCUGAAUGCAAAACUAAUAGAGCCGAAAAGAAAAAAUCCAAAAAAACAACUGAUAUUGAUACUGAAGAAGCCCCUAUUGAAAUAAUUGCAAUUGAUGAAAUUAAUAAUUAUAUUUUUGAUAUGAUUAAUGGAUUGGAAAAUGAUACUGCUCUAUUUUCUACUUUUUAUGUUAAACUUGAUGAAGCGAUUCUUAAUGCUGUUGGCAUCGAUGUUAGAGUAAUGGCUAAACUGAUCAUUGACGAAAUUGAAGAAGGGGAUGAUUUCAAAUGGACCGCUACAACUGCACCAAACAUUUCAUCAUGUUAUGAAGGCAUUGGUAAUACAUACUUUGUAUGUUCUCAAAGUACUGAGCUCGAACGUGAAUAUAAAGACUCAAAUUGCAAAAGAAUCGAUCGUUUCGAUUGUGGUGGCAAAUUAACUAUCAACAUUGACAUUCCAGCUGCAAAAGCCAAAGUAACACUACAGCAUGAGUUAAUACAUGAAAGACCUAUUAAUAUUGCAACACCUCCAGAAGUAAAACAAGAAAUUAUAGAAAACCUAAAUAUGGAUCCAGUACACUUACGAACUCAUCUUCGAAAGAAAUUUGAUAUAUCAAAAAUUACUUCGAAACAAAUCCACUACUGGUGGUCCUAUUAUGCGCAAAAAUUUUAUAAAAGUGAAGAAAAUCAUGUUAUUUCUGCAUGUACUUUUCUUGAGCAGCAGAAAAAGAAUAAUUACGAUCUGUGCUUUCGAACAGAAACUAGUUAUAUUACAGCAAUCGGGUUUACAACCCCCUUAUUUUAUUCAUUACAAAAUGUACUAGAGAUCCAUUGUGAUGCUAUAUACAAAACCUCCAAAAGAUGUUUUGAACUCUAUGGAAUUGUCGGAAAUUUUGAAG
Molecule: messenger RNA, 883 nt
Organism: Cetraspora pellucida
Lineage: Eukaryota; Fungi; Glomeromycota; Glomeromycetes; Diversisporales; Gigasporaceae
Source: the annotation of a GenBank genome assembly